Messenger RNA from Phaedon cochleariae (mustard beetle), 599 nucleotides. NCBI's taxonomy places the organism in Eukaryota, Metazoa, Arthropoda, Insecta, Coleoptera, Chrysomelidae. The record is from the annotation of a GenBank genome assembly.
AAAGCACUGGUUGACUUCAAGUGUCAAAAUAGAUUUCACUGGCUUUAGUGUCAAAAAAGGUCAGAAAAGUCGAGUGAGCUUUCAAAAUUCGCGAUGAACGAUGCAGUUAUCCAACACCACUUCGAAGAAGUCUUCAAUGCUCUCCAAGAGAAAGACAACUUCGAAAUUUUCACGAAAAUCAAAGCUGUCACGAAACCAAGAGUACGAAAAAUCAUUACCAACAUUAUCGAGUCUCCAUCACUGCUCCAAGAUGAAUCAUUGAGCGAAGACGAAUCGCGUUUCGGAAAAUCAGAAGAUCUGACGCUUUCUUCCUCCUACAGGCCGAAGAGUUUCAAGUCCGAAGCAGUUGCAAGUCGAGAUAAUAAAGUGGAAAUGAGGAACACGCUAUUCGAGUGCAGGUUUUGCGGAAGAUACAUCUUGGGGGACUUCUUGGAGGUGCACGAGGAAAAAUGUGGCUCCGAUACUGUUUGAAAAUCUCUGGUUAUAUUGAUACUAAGGGGCUCUCUGACCAGCCAACAUGCCAUAUUAAGUUUUUCAAUAUGGAUAAUCAUUAUUACUUUUUUCAUCAUAUAUUAUAUUGUAGGUAUAUAUCUCUACAA